Messenger RNA from Daldinia decipiens, 1972 nucleotides. RefSeq lists its product as uncharacterized. Lineage: Eukaryota; Fungi; Ascomycota; Sordariomycetes; Xylariales; Hypoxylaceae. The record is from RefSeq and is a predicted model, not a curated record. Bases 195 to 1757 code for a protein of 520 amino acids. The transcript has a single exon.
UCUAUCCUUGCCUGCAAUUGACAACUGCAUAAUGCUUUCCUCUCUUCAAACUUUUCGUCAUUGUAAUUGUAAACUCAACCUUGCCGCGUUCUAUACUGUUUUUAACUUUCUGAAGCCGUAGAAGGAACUAAUUGUCCAUCGUCUAUCUACAAUUACACCUUCCGAAAAGAAAGUAAACAAUUAUAUAUUUUACCAUGGCCGGUCCUGCUGUCAGACAGCAACGCCGGAAGACAUCUACAAAGCCCAAGGUCGCUACCCCCAAGCAGAAUGCACCAUCGAGCAUUAGCACCUUCGCCCGUGUUUCAAAGUCGGUAAAUAGCGUUGAUAUUAAGAAUGAGCUCGUUCCCGUUUCUACGCCAAAGAAAGAUGUCAACAUCGAGGCGCUCACGCCCGCUUCCCGAAAGAGAAAAGUGGUCGCAAGUAUUGAGGACGAAUCCUCAGCUCCUGCCAUCAAGAUACAAAAGACUAAACCUACACAACCUACGACUAUAUCGCAACCUACGAAACGUGGCCGUGGUCGUCCCUCGAAAAAGGCUUACCCUAAACCUACACAACCCGAGCCUACGCCCCUUGAGCCUAUACUCCCUAAACCUGUACUGAAAAAACGCGCAAGGAGCCCUAGCAUCUCCGAUUCAGACGAGUCAACCAUCUAUACUGGUGUGUUACUCAAGAGACUCCGCCUUGAGUCAUCACCAUCACGCAGUUCCACUCCGUUUUCAGUUUACACGCCCAUUACCGAACCUGAUAUUGACGAGAGCGAAUCUGUCAUAUCAAGAACUGGGCUUCCCUAUGAGGUCCUAGAUCUUAUUGAUCUGCACUCUUCACUACUAAAGGCCUUGACAUUACACUACGCGCACAAUGGAUCCAAUGUUCCUGCAGAUUUGCGUAUUUUAUGUCCCGAUGUCUCGCGUGCAUGGGGUAGAAGGAAAGUCACUGAAGCGGAUAUACAAACCUGUCUCGGAAUCCUGAACUUCGAAAUGGGGGAUGGCAAACCAUUAUUUUCCCUCUCGGACUACGGUCGAAGCAAGAUUUGCAUUGAGAUUGACUCGGCACAACAUGGUUCCAGCCGUCCGCUAGAGGAGAACAAACUAAACGAUAUAUUCCGCGAGAAUAUAUCUACUCUCUGGACUCGUUUCACAGCAGCUAAAUGUUCCGAUGUUUCAGCUUUCUGUGCUGCGCUCCCCAGGGCUGCCAUCGCACUCUGCGAAUCCGUAGCCAAGGCCGCACCCGUGUUAUCCAAAGGCCAGAAGCGACUCGAGGAGCUAAAACACGGCAUUGCCAUCAAGAAGCAGGAGAAGGAAGCCAAGGCCAAGCUGCAACAGUCUAGCGACGUGCAAAUGUCGAACGCGGAAGCCCCUAAGAUGAACCUACUAGAUCGCAUCCGUCUAAAGUCCCUCCAGAAGUCCUCGCUCCUUGCCGGCAACCUCUCACCUGCGCAGCUGCAACGUCGUGCGGCGCUGCAACGUGCACCUGAAGUUGCUGGUAUGCUGGGUAUGCUAAGCCGCGCAGCUGGCCAGGGCAGCCGUGUGUCGUUCACAAUGGCAGUGACGCUGGAGAAGCUCAAGGAUUCGUUGCGGAUGGGUGUUUCGCGCGAAGAUGGUGCCGCAUGUGUACGUCUACUGGCAAACGAGGUAGCCCCGGAAUGGAUCCGUGUUGUGGUCAUUGGAGGACGGGAAAACGUAGUCUUGGAGACGGAUAGACAGCCUAGCAAGGUGGACGUGGAGGGACGGAUUCGAGGAUUACUGGAGCGGGCGUGAAGUGGGGGAAAUCAUGACGACGAGAGAAAGGUCUGAAGGGCAGGCGGUGGAAAGGGGAUAAAUACAUACUGUGUCCUGGAUGGGGGUGGGCUUUAUAGGCAAGCGAUAUGUCGUUUGACCAUGUUUUAUCAUUGCAUUGCAUAGCAUCGCGUUGCAUAGCCAGGCCGCAGUUUGGCCUGCGUUCUUUCUUUUGCUUGGAGAUACCUCGUCUAAAU